AUGGGGGGGGGGGGCUUCUCAUGCAUUGCAUGUGAGGACAGCACACCUAGCAAGGUUGGCACUCCUUGCAAGGACGGCACUCCUUGCGAGGACAGCACUCCUUGCGUGGAUGACACACCUUGCGAGGACAGCACACCUUGCGAGGUCGGCACACCUUGCGAGGACGGCACACCUUGCAAGGACGGCACACCAAGCGAACAUGGCACACCAAGCGAACAUGGCACACCAUGUGAGGAUGGCACACCAUGUGAGGAUGGCACACCAUGCGAGGUUUGCACACCAUGCGAGGAUGGCACACCAUGUGAGGAUGGCACACUAUGUGAGGUUGGCACACCAUGUGAGAAUGGCACACCAUGUGAGAAUGGCACACCAUGCAAGGACAGCACACCUCACAAGCACUGCACACCUAUUGAAGACAGCACACCUGUGAAGUUAGCAUGCCAUGUGAAGACAGUUCGCCCUGCAAAGAGACCUUCAGAAGACAAUAUACCAAUAAAAUUGCACACCUGCUGA
Schistocerca cancellata (South American locust) is the source of this 513-nucleotide messenger RNA. RefSeq names its product fibropellin-1-like. NCBI's taxonomy places the organism in Eukaryota, Metazoa, Arthropoda, Insecta, Orthoptera, Acrididae. Bases 1 to 513 code for a protein of 170 amino acids. The record is from RefSeq and is a predicted model, not a curated record. The transcript has a single exon.